Molecule: messenger RNA, 2874 nt
Organism: Tetrahymena thermophila SB210
Lineage: Eukaryota; Ciliophora; Oligohymenophorea; Hymenostomatida; Tetrahymenidae
Exons: 7
Molecular function (GO): calcium ion binding
Source: RefSeq, a predicted model, not a curated record
AUGUAAAUUAAUCUUAUAAAAAAAUUUCAAAUGAAAGGAUCAUAACGAUUGUAACUUCACAGUAGAGCUUAAUCCCAAGGAAAUAUAAAAUAAGCUUACAACUAAAUAGCAUAAGAAAGAGAGUUAAAUAGCAGAAAUAGGCAACUAAGAAAUAAACUUAGAGAUGAUUUCCACUAGCCAGUGGAGAGCACAUAGUCAAUUACUCCUUAAUAAUCAUUUUCGUCUGGGUUUUUUAACAAUUCAUAAUCUUAUUUUUCAAAUAAUUCUUCUCCUUAAAUAAAAAAAAUUGGACUUAACUUUAAAGUUAAUCGAAGUAAUGAAAUAGAGGAAAUUAUACAGUAAAAGCUAACUAUGUUGAGAAACACUAAUGCAAAAUCUUUUUAUGAGUCUAAUUAAUCUAAAGAUGCAAAUGGAGGUUUGAUUCUUAAUAGCACUUUUGUUGCUACUCCAUUAAAUAAUCAGCUCAAAACAACAGACUAUUUUGCAAAAAACAUUGUCUCUAAUUAAAUCGUUUUUAAAUAAUUUUCAUCAUUCAAAAACAAAAGCGCUUUAAGAGAAAUGAGUGAAAAAUCUUUGCUGCAAUAAAAGCUUCUCAAUGAGAGUAAUGAAAAAAUCAAUUAGCAGUAACAAGCUCAGAAUAUUGAAAAAUUUGUCAAAGAUUUGUUUAAACCUGAUUCAUAGUAAUUCUAACAAGCAUAAGAUACAAAGAACAAAAUAAAAUUGGAACCUAGAGAUGACAAAUCAAAUACUUUUAAAUUUUACAAUUACGAGCAAGCUUACAGGACAAAUACUCCUAAAAAAAAGGAUUUUUUUGUAACAAAAGUAAGCAAUUAGUAAUUUUCCUCAAAUAAUUACUCUACGAUUCUCAAAGAUAAAUAUUAAAAAUUCGAACAAGAUCAUAGGUAAUUAAGGAACAAGUUCAGUUAAUUAUAGAUAUCACCUAAUUCUACUGCUCUUUAAAAGAGCUCUGAAUUAAAUGUAAGUAAAUACAACGAAAGUGUAGAUACUAAUUAAGCUAAAGACAAUAAUUGCAGGAAAAAUAGCUCUGAUUUAGAAAUGAUAUAGCUGGUGAUACCAUCAUUUAAUAAAAUAAACGAUGCUGCUAGAGCAAAAAUUCAUACUGCAUUUAAAAAAACAGGAGAAAUCGAUAAAAAUAAUUACUUAAAUUUUAAAAACUCAUCACCUAAAAAUUAAAAAAUUAAUGAAUUGCAAAAGCAAAAUGAACUUUAAUAAACACAAAGCGGAUUAUCGUAAUAUAAAUCUCAAAAAAGUUAAAGUUUAGAAAUUGAAAGAUUGCCAUCUUAAGUUUAGAAACAAAGAAUAAAAGUAGUUGAUAAAUAAAAAUUGAGUUUCUUCGUUUUGCUAAUAUUUAUUGAUAAUCUCAGCAAUGUUAAAAGGAAAAACAAUCUAAAAUACAAAAUUUAUUAAAUUCCUUAUAUAUAUAGUUAAAUUCCUUAAAAAUAAAUUGAAGAUGACUUUGAAGAUAUGAAAUGCACUUUGAAAAAAUUGCUUGGUUUAAACAUGAAAUACUUAUAUUUUUUCAAAUAAAACGGAACGCCACUAUCUACACAUUUAAAUUUUUAAUAUGUUGACUAUAACAACGAAGCUAUUUUUUUUGGGUCUUAAGGAGUAUUUUAAGGCAUUUAAAAUAUAUUCUGUUCUUAAGAAACACAAAAAAACCUAUAAAAUUCUAUUUAAAGUCUUUUAGAUAAGGUUAAGUUGCUCAAUAAAAAUUAUGUUUUUUAAAAUCAAGUAAAUAAUAUUAAUUAAGACUAAAUAGAAGAAAACAGUAAUUUUGGAAAUCAAAAUGAUUUAAGCAAGUAUAAGAUAUUAACUCGAGAGUAGCUAUCUUAAAUGAGAAAUAGAAGACAUGUUGAUAAAAUAGCAUCUACUUUAAUGCACAACCCAAAUGCAAUUAUCAAAGAAUAUCAUCCUAAUAGAAAACAAGAGCUCAAAUUUUAAAACAUUGAAAAUAAUUAUCAAAAUUAAAUUAACUAAAUCAAAAAAAUUAUCACAGAAUAACCUAAUGAAUUCGAAAUACCUGCUGAUAAAUUGCAAAUAAAAAAUCUCAGGGAAAUUGCUAAGUACGUUGAUACCUUUUUGGAAGAUGUGGAAAAUAAUAAAAUUUCAAAAGAAUAAAAAAAAUUAUAAAAAGAAAAAGAUCUUCUCGCCUAAGAAUAUCAUGGCUUAGAUGAUCUUUGGAGCAGCUAAAAGGAAUCUAAGAAAACUAAUUACAUUCAAUAAAAUAUAGAAAAAUUCCAUAAUAAAAGCACACUUAUGAGAGAGCUUUUAAAUUAAAAUAGGGAACUAUUUAUACAAAAUAUCCCUAAGCUACUCAACAAAUACGAGUUAUCAAGGCAUGACCUCCACAGUAUUUAUAUCUUAUAUAAAGCUCUGUUGAGUGUAUCCAUUUAAAGAAUAGGCUAUAAAGAAGUUUUUGAAAAAGGUAUUGAUUUUAAAACUUUUGAAUUAGGAGUAGAUCGUCUAUCUUCUUAAGCUGAAGAAAUUAUUUAAAGAAUGUGUAGUUAUAAAUCCUUUAUCAACUGGUAAUCCUUCUUAUAAAUACUCAGUAGUAUUUAGGGCAAAGACUUAGAAAGUAAAAUCAACAUAUUCAUUAGGGUUUGUGAUGCAGAUAAAAGUGGAAACCUAUCUAGAAUAGAAAUAGAAGAACUUUGCAGAAUAUGUUUGUAGAAAUUUUUAGUUGCUGGCCAGGAUAAUAUUUUAGAUUAGUUGGUAGAAUACUUUACAAGAUUGCUCUUCACUAGUCUAAAUGUUGACUUAGAAAAAGAAAUUCCACUUGAUAAAAUAAAAUAAGCUAUAAUUUAAGGACAUCCGGAAAGUGAUUUACUUUGCUUCUUUUGCGGAAUAAACUGA